Trypanosoma conorhini is the source of this 459-nucleotide messenger RNA. Its product is annotated as calmodulin. NCBI's taxonomy places the organism in Eukaryota, Euglenozoa, Kinetoplastea, Trypanosomatida, Trypanosomatidae. The transcript has a single exon. The record is from RefSeq and is a predicted model, not a curated record. Gene Ontology annotation, molecular function: calcium ion binding; enzyme regulator activity. The coding region runs from base 1 to 459 and encodes 152 amino acids.
AUGGCCGAUCUCUUGACGCUGCAGCAGAUCACGGAGCUGAAGGAGGCCUUCGCCGUCUUCGACAAGGACUCCGACGGCAGCAUCACGGUGGACGACCUCGGCGAGGUGUUCGAGGCCAUCGGCCAGAAGGUGUCGCGGAAGAAGCUGCAGGCGAUGAUGGCCGAGGCCGACCUGGACGCCAACGGCGUGAUUGACUUCCCCGAGUUUCUCACCCUCGUCGCCACCAAACUCAACGACCCGGAGGAGAAGGAGCUGGAGCUGCGGCGCGCCUUCAGCAUCUACGACCUUGGAAACAGGGGGUUCAUCAACGUCACCGACCUCAAGUUUGUCAUGGGCCGCCUCGGCUGCCCACUCUCCACGGCGCAGGCGUUUGAGAUGAUCAACGAGGCAGACACCGACGGUGACGGCCGCCUCAGCUUCAACGAGUUCCGCCGGGUGAUGAUCGAGGGAUGGCCCUGA